Molecule: messenger RNA, 1020 nt
Organism: Mya arenaria
Lineage: Eukaryota; Metazoa; Mollusca; Bivalvia; Myida; Myidae
Exons: 5
Coding region: 2-847 (281 amino acids)
Source: RefSeq, a predicted model, not a curated record
CAUGAAACGCUUGGCUAAGUUAGGUGUAUGUGUCUUUCCUGAGACAGUCAGAAAUAAACUGCAGUCCUGGCAAAGUAAUCUUGAUGAAAAACUGUUAGAAGUGAAGGAAAAAUGGUGCAAGGGUGACAGUAUGACAUAUCAACUUGUUGGCGAUAACUGGGAUAAAAAUAUAGUACCCUCUUACAGGACUUCUAAAAAUUCAACACAGUCAAUACAUCUUUUUAACGUUAUUGGCGUCAUUGACCGGAUUGUAAUAAAGAAGGAAGAAGGCACUCCUGUUAGGACAGUGGACAGCAUGACAGCCGUUGACUUUAUACCAUCUGAAGGGGACAUUGACAGUCUACAAAAAGAACUAACGUUCCUUGUGGCCAGAUCUGUUAUCCAAAAUAUUAAACAAAUGGAAGAUUUGUUUGGGAAAAUUUACCCUGGCCAUCUGGAGCAUAUCCACAGUAAUGAAGCUGGAAUGAAAACUUCGCAGUAUUCUCUUGGUCUUUUUGAUUGUGAUGAAAAGAAAACAGCAGAUGUCAUAAGGUUGUUGCAAAACUUGACAGAGAAAUACGUUCCCAAGAAGGAUGGGGAGAUUGUUGAAGAAGUUUUUUUUGGAGGAGACAGACUGACUGAUGAAAAAAUUCAGGUUGCUCAGCAAGCAAUGAGAAAUGCUGACAGUGGCUUAGAGAGGUUAGAAGGCUUCAUUUCAAAGAUAGAGGAUUUUCAUCGCUUAAUGAAUUUUCUGGAGAAUUGCAGAAUGUGCUCGCAGAUCCUGAUCACGAGGAAAAUUACUGGGUUAAUUCUAUUGAAAAUGACAAUUUCAAGUGCCACUUCUGUAAUUCAAGGUAUAAAUAUGUAACAUCUUUGAAAAUGCAUGAAAAAACUAAACAUCAAGUUAACAUGUCUGCCAAGGUCCAAACAACAAACUCAUUGCUUAGGCAAACAGAUGAACUGAAUGACUAUCUUGUUUCAGUUUUCCGUCUAACAGCUCUUCACCAAAACUUAAACAGUGCUGUUGAUAUGGGUGAUGGC